AUGUCAACACUGUCAUCCAAACACUCGUUUACCAAUCCCACAGCCGCCACUGUCGUGUUUCUUUUCUUCGCCGCCAAACUUUCAACGAUUCUCGCCGGCAGCCCCCACGACAUCAAUUUCCGGUCACCGAAUCUCUUCCCGGAAGGCCUAGCGUGGGAUCCGACAGGGCAACACUUCCUUGUUGGAUCUCUCCGCCACCGCACCAUCUCCGAAGUCUCUGACGCCGGCGUGGUCCAAACCCUAAUCUCCGACCCCUCCCUCCCGGAAAACGUCACCAUCCUGGGCCUGGCAGUUGACUCCCUCAACAACCGCGUCCUGGCGGCGGUCCACGCCCAGGCCCCCAUCCCUCCGUUGAACGCCCUUGCCGCCUACGACCUUCGGUCCGGCCACCGCCUCUUCCUUUCCGCCCUUCCCUCCGCCGAAGGAGACCACGAACGCGCCAUCGCGAACGACGUGGCUGUGGACUUCAAAGGCAACGCGUACGUGACCAACUCGGCGGGAAACUACAUCUGGAAGGUGAACGAGAAGGGAGAAGCCUCGAUCUUUUCAAAUUCCGCGAAGUUCACUGAACACCCUGGGAUCAUUGGAGAAAUGUACAGCUCCUGCGGCCUAAACGGCGUUGUUUACAACGGCAAGGGUUAUCUCCUGGUGGUGCAGAGCAACACGGGGAAGAUGUUCAAGGUGGACGCGGACGACGGUAUGGCUAGACUCGUCCUCCUGAACGAGGAUCUCAUGGCCGCGGACGGUGUAGCUUUGAGGAGCGACGACGUCGUUUUGGUAGUGUCGUCGAAGAGGGUGUGGAUGGUGAAGAGUAACGAUGGAUGGAGCCAGGGUGUGGUGUUUGACAAAAUUGACCUCGAUGAUGAGGGGUUUCCGACUUCGAUUGUGGUGGGAGAGAGGGAGAGGGCUUACGUGCUGCAUGGGCGCGUGAUGGAGGGGAUUUUGGGGAAUUCGGCGGAGAGUUUUAAGAUUGAGGAGGUGAGGUUUCCUAGGGAGAGCGAGGGGGAGAAUGUUUGGAUGUAUGUGAUGGUUGGAAUUGGAUUGGCUUAUUUCUUGUUUUGGAGGUUUCAGAUGAAGCAGCUUCUCAACAACAUGAACAAGAAGAUCAACUGA
Molecule: messenger RNA, 1113 nt
Organism: Sphenostylis stenocarpa
Lineage: Eukaryota; Viridiplantae; Streptophyta; Magnoliopsida; Fabales; Fabaceae
Source: the annotation of a GenBank genome assembly